CUAGCGAAUAGGCUCUUCAGGCUGCCGAGAACUCGACGGAAAGCGACAGGGCCGAGAUAUUUCGAGCCUCCUCGGCUCCCGUAGUUUUCGAACUUCUACCGCGGAUUUUGCUUCCUGUCUGCGAUGUUCACGUCCCCUCUCAGCUAGCAUGAAUUUCUUCCUCUUCUUGAUCACUGUGGGGGUUAUUGCCGCUCUCAUACUACUGCGGUUGUGGUUCUUGCUCAGCUUCCAAAAAGGGGGGCUACAGCCAGUGUCCGUCAGGGUGUUGGUGGUGGCUGGAUCCGGUGGGCACACCACAGAAAUUCUAAGGCUGCUUGGUAGCUUGUCUAAAGACUAUAAUCCAAGGCAUUAUGUCCUUGCUGAUACCGAUAAGAUGAGUGCUGUUAAAAUACGUUUAUUUGAAGAGAAGAGAGCUGAGAGAGACUCUGAAUCCUUGUACACUACUCAUCGCAUUCCAAGGAGUCGGGAGGUUCAGCAGUCUUGGAGCUCUUCCGUGUUUACAACCUUGUAUGCUGUGUGUUACUCCCUUCCUCUGACUUUUCGACUCAAGCCAGACUUGGUGUUGUGUAAUGGACCAGGAACAUGUGUUCCUAUCUGUGCAUCUGCCCUUCUUCUUGGGAUACUAGGAAUAAAGAAAGUGACCAUUGUCUACGUGGAGAGUAUCUGCAGAGUGGAAACCUUAUCCCUUUCCGGAAAGAUUCUUUACCACUUUUCAGAUUACUUCUUUGUUCAGUGGCCAGCCCUUAAGGGGAAAUAUCCCAAAUCGGUGUACCUUGGGCGAAUAGUUUGACAAAGAACAAAUGGGGUUUUCAGAUUUCUACAGUCAACUCUGGUAUUUUUUAAUAGGUAAGAAAAGAAUUAUCAACACAAACUUUCUAAAACUUCAAGAAAAUUACUGGCCUUCGUAAGGCAAGUGUAUGAUUACUAAACUGAGCAGACUGUUUUGCAAAGUGGAUUUCAGUUAAGCAAGGAGAUAAAUUUGAAAACAGCAUCAUGAAAUAUUUAUGGAAUUGUUCACAGUCUUCUUUUUGGAUUUGAGUGUCUAUUAUUAACUCUAGAUCAUCUCCUGAUUUCCUCAUUAUUUUAGGAAUAUUAUUUGUCUACAACUAAAUAUAGACUUUGCAUGAUCUGUAACAUUUCCUGUACUGCAACUUUCUGUAGUUGUCUACGUUGUGAAAAACGGGUUCUUCUUGUAUCAGAACAGACCUUAUUUCCUGUAUGUAAGCAGUGAAAUCCCCAGGGAAUCUUGGAGCAUAAAGGAAACAGUUAUAUUAAGUUGGCCUCAUGACAGUUUGUAGUCUACAAUCUUCCAGAACCCUAAAGCUUACACCAAUAUCUUUUUUUUCCUGGCUCACGUCAUGAAAACUUGACAUCUUUGGAUUGUUUAUUUGUGAAUGUAAAUGCACACGUGCCAAAAUUGAUAUCUCUAAUCAAAGAAAACUUGAUUUUGUAUUCCAAAGAUCCAGUUCUCAAACAUGCAUUUGAGCAAUGCCAAUUUACCCAACAAAGCUUGUGCUGUCACUGUGGCACUCUGAGAAAUUGAGAUUGAGCCACACACAUGAAAGAACUCAAACAAGCAUUAACAAGACCAAAAAUCAGAAAUUACUUCUCACAGGAUUGGAGUCUCUACCUUCUUCCCACUUCCUACUGUACCUAACUGUUCUGUUUCACAAUAGCUCUAUAUACACAGCUAGGAGAGAAGUGAACAGAUUUUUCAUUGAAAGUGUCAUCCUGGGGCAGCUAGGUGGCACAGUGGAUAGAGCACCAGCCCUGGAGUCAGGAAGACCUGAGUUCAAAUAUGGCCUCAGACACUUAACACCAGCUGUGUGACCCUGGGCAACUCACUUAACCCCAAUUGCCUCACCAAAACAAAAAGAAAGAAAGUGUCAUCCUUACCUAUGACCAUUAAAAAAGGAAUCUGAGAGAGAGAAGCAUAUCCUAGGCCGCUUUUACCCUUCUCACUCUUUUGGCAAAAUAUGGUCCUAGGCACAAAGCAACAUAAACCCCUCUGUCAUUGGGACAUGCAUGAGAUGCUCAAAUUUAAAGAAUCCACCCCAAAUGUUCCCAUGGAUUAUUUGUACCUGACCUGUGGUAGAGCAUUCUAGCCUGGCCCGGUCAGCAACAGUCAGACACACUGUAACUUGACUCUAACAUAGUGAUGUCAUUUUGGUCCCCUUAAAGAACGAAGGACAAGAACUAACCAACACGGAUACGUUUUUUGGCUGGAGAAGGAGAUUUUGUUAAAGAGGUCUCAGAGCAGGGGCAGCUAGGUGGCGCAGUGGGUAAAGCACCAGCACUGGAUUCAGGAGUACCUAAGUUAAAAUCUGGCCUCAGACACUUGACACUUACUAGCUGUGUGACCCUGGGCAAGUCACUUAACCCCCAUUGCCCUUCAAAAAAAAAAAAAAAGAGGUCUCAGAGCAGUGAGAAGACUUUUUACAACUUACAUGCAGUAGUCAUGAAGUAGCAGACCAUGCAACAACUUUGAAAACUUAUGAAGUUUCAAGCAGUCACUUUGUUUCUACAGGGCCUGGAAUAGACAGGUGAUUACUGUAAUUAUAGGGGAGACUAAGACCACAAUAGCCUCUACUUUUUUAGACAGAAAGUCAUUCCUCGAAGGACAGAAGGAAUUUCUGUGCUCCAGUGAUGAUUAGCUGAGGACCCCACGGGUUCCCCUGCUUCAUAAUGUUCUGUUAGACCAAUGAUUACAAUGGUUAGUUAAUGAAGAAACAGAUGCAGAAAAUAUUCCUUUUUUUUUUUCUUUUGAAACAUUCCAGAUGUUUUACAAGCCUUAACUUGGACAGUAGCUGGCUCGUAAUGGAUUCUCAGAAAAGGAUUUAAGGUGAAAAUCUUACCCAGGUUAUGUAGGCCUCUGUACAUACAUUUUCUUUGGAAAAUCUGGACUAAGGCUGGUGCUGUCAAGGCUGCCUGCCCCUGCGGACUGUUUGGUAAACAAGAGCAGUGCAGCACUCUUUGUUAUUGUUGUGGCUAAUUCUUUCUCAGGAUCAGAAUAGAAGAGGUAAUCCUUUCAGAUUACCGUGGGGACAAGAUUGUUCCUACUGUGUAUUUGAAAAAUACAUUUGCAUAGAGUACAGCAAAAAGAAGGGCAUCUUUUACUUUUCCUCUCCACCUGAGCGUAAGGAAAUCAAUAGCAUGUUUGUACUUUUAAAUUUCUGUUAAGGGGCUCUGGAAUGCAAUUUCUUCUCCACUGUAUGAGACUGUUCAUAAAAAAUUAACUGCAUCAGUCUGCAAAUCCUGCCCUUCAAAACCACAUAUCCUGCCCACACCUAUUUCCUUGGAAGAUUGUUAUCUUUGGUUCAGAUGACCUAGAAGGUCUUUGCCUCCCUCCCCGCUAGAGGGUCCAACUGUUUCAAGUGAGACAUCCAAGAGUGAGGACAGGAAUGCUUGGCAUAGUCGUGGAGGCGAUAAUGAAGCAGUCGGCAGUAAGAUCUUGUGCAAUUGAAUCUCAGUAACAAAAGGUACCAGUGAAGGAGAUGAUACAAGUAUCCUUUUUAAAAAUAAAAAUGCGGGGGGCAGCUAGGUGGCACUGUGGAUAAAGCACCAGCCCUGGAUUCAGGAGGACCUGAGUUCAAAUCCCACCUCAGACACUUGACACUUACUAGCUGUGUGACCUUGGGCAAGUCACUUAACCCUCAUUACCCGGCCAAAAAUAAAUAAAUUUUUUUAAAUGCAUUGCUUUUAAGAUGACUAAGGAUACUAUUCACAAUUGAGACAUUAGGUUUCUUUAUAAUUGUUUUAUUUUCACCUACUACAAAUGUGGAAAUGACAUGCAGAUCUCCUUAGUUGCUUCUUGCCUUCCCUGCCCCAUCCAUCCCUGACUAAGUGGUUUCUCCCAAAUAGGCCAAGUCAGAUUAAAGCUGGAGGGAGUAGUGAUGUUUCCUCUAUCUUUCCACUACAGCGGCCUCCCAAACCUAGCUUCCACUCUCUCUCCAGUCUCCUAAUCACAAAACUUUGGAAUCCUUCUUUGUUCUUCAUUGCCCUCCAUUCUGUACCCUUGUACCCUUGCCUAUCAUCAGAUACUUCUUUUUCAAAGCAUCACCUGAAUCUGGUCCUGCUAUUAUCCUUUAUUGCCUGCUGUCUCCUUUGAUACACACCCCCCCUUUCACAAUGUGUAUUUCUGCUCCUUCUUGUCCAUUCCAACCACCACCACCCUAGUCCAAGUCCCUUUCUUAGACCUGAAUCACUGGAACAUAUUCCUUCCUCAUUUACCUACCUGAUUCAGAUCAGCCUUCCUUCUCCCCAACCUAAAUUCUAUGCUACUGCCAUACCAGCCUUCUUGCUAUGCCUUCUGUUCAAACACGAAUAAUACCUUCCUGGUGCCUAUGGCACCAGGUAUGGUCUCCGCUGUCCACUCUACAGAGUCUGGCCUGACUUGACCUAACCAGCUACAUUUCUUGCUACUUACCAACAUGAAUACUCUGAUGACUCAGGCUGGUUUCCUAUUUAUCCAGCACAUCUUGCUCAUUCCCUAUUCCGUGCCUUUAUUCGUGCUUUUCCUCAUGCCAUGAAUGCCCUUCUCUUCUCCCUUUCUAUAUCUUACCUGUCAUUCAAAGGCCCGUUUAAGCCUUUACUCAUCCAUGAAGCUUCCCAUAACCUGGAGCAGCAGUUCUCUUUGAUCUACCCUUUCUUUGAACUACUAUGAUACUUGUAGUCCCUUUCACAUAAUUCUACACUUAAUGGUACACUGGCAUACUCACAAGCACAUACGUACUUGUCUUCUUUCCCCUGGAUUGUGAGCACUAGUGUGAGCAGGCUUGUCUUACAUUGCUUUUCUAUCCGCCUCACAGUGCCUAGCAUGCAUGAUAAGUGUGUGAUUGAUUCCCACAGCCAUGGCCAUAUAGGAUCAUUGAUUUAGAACCAGAGAGAACCUUUAUUGGCCGUCCAGUUUGUAUCUGCAGCCUCAGUCCUUGGCACAAUGCCUGGGACAUAGGUAGAACUUAAUAUGUGCUUUAUUGAAUCAUUGAUUUUUAUCCUCAUAAUAAUCUUCACGUGUAUUGUCUCUACAGAGGAAACUGAGGUAAGGAGAGAUGCAAUAAUUUGGCAAUGGUCACACAAAUAGUCAGGGUCAGAGGCAGAAUUCAAAACCAAGUAUCUCCUGACUCCAAGUCCUAUGAUCCUUCCAUUACCCUACAUUGCCUCUUUAUUCCCAGAGGUAGGGUGUAGUUCUUUUAUCUCUUAAGAGGAUGCAUGUGCAGAGAAGUACCUGAGAAUGUUUUUGAUGGAUGUGUAGCUCCCAGACAGGCAUUGAAUAGAUUAUAAAAGUACUGGACCCAAAAGGCCUCUAGAAGGGUACAGAGUAAGCAGAGAGAUGGGCAGAAUUGGGAGGUCAGAAAAAAAGAAAGAAGCAAUCUUAGCAAAAUAUCACCAAAGUACCCUUAUCUUUUUUUUUUUCUUUUGUGGGGCAGUGAAGGUUAAGUGACUUGCCCAGGGCCACACAGCUAGUAAGUGUCAAGUGUCUGAGGCCAGAUUUGAAUUUGGGUCCUCCCGAAUCCAGGGCUGGUGUUUUAUCCCCUGCGCCACCUAGCUGCCCCCCCCCUUAAGUUAAAUGGACCUUGUAACUACUAAGAAUUGCCUAAUGAAUGUUGUCGGACAAAUGUUUUCCUUCCCUUAUGCUUUGGUAGGACUGAGCAAAAAGAGCCAGUUUUGCAGUAGUUCAGUGCCUUGCCCCAUUUCUAAAAUGUAUUGCCCUGCCCCCCUCUUUAAUGUGACAAAGGAGAGAUAUUUCCAAUCUCCCAAGGCCAGGGGAAGAAUAUGCAUAUAGCAUUAAAACAGAAAACUUGUGGAUUCUCUUCAGUCAUUUAACCAUGCACAUAUGAAAAAGCAAAUUAUUUGACCUGAUCCCUAAAUCUCUUUUCCUUUCCUUUAUAACCAAGUAAUUUUUUCACUCUAAUAAAAUUCAGCAUUUGAACAAAAAUCAUGUGACACAUAUGACGGUUUGGAGCAAGAAUGUAGAAGAGGAGUGUUAGUCACUGAGCAUCAAACCCUAAUUAUAAGCUAAGCUGUUCAAGUGAAAAUAAAAACAAUAUUUCUGGCACAAAAAGUGGAAGAAAUGGAGGCAUUUUAUGAAAUAAUUGUACCUCAGAGCUUAGAAUUAUCUCUUGCCUUCCUUUUGAUGAGAUAGAAUAGUGUAUUGGAAAGAACUCUGGAGUCAGAGGCCACCUGGGUUCAGAUCCAACUUCUGGUGCUGAUUUCUUGUGUGACCUUGAGCAAGUGACCUCACCUCCUAGUGUCUCAGUUUCAUCAGCUGGAAAGGGAAGGGGUUGGAUUAAAUAGUCUUUGAAGACCGCACAACUCUAAAUCCAUGAUCCUAUGGGGAGCUAUUAUUACUUCAGAUUUGAUGAUUUGGGAGGACAGAGAAUGAUCUCUUCAUUUGAAUUCUUAUGGAGUUUACACAUGCUAACUUAAAAGAAAAAUGCUAUUUUUUUUUCAAAGUCAUUGAUUGGGGCAGCUAGGUGGCAUAGUGGAUGGAGCACCGGCCCUGGAGUCAGGAGUACCUGAGUUCAAAUCCGGACUCAGACACUUAACACAUACUAGCUGUGUGACCCUGGGCAAGUCACUUAACCCCAAUUGCCUCACAAAAAAUAAAUAAAAAAAAAAAAAGUCAUUGAUUGAUCCAGCACCCAGCUAGGGCCCUUAAUCAAUGCUUAUUAAAUUGAAUGCCACCCUGACCCAGGAUGAAGCCCCAGGACGGAUGUGUUCCUCACCAUCCUCCUAUCUGGAAUGAAUCUGGUGUGGAGAGCAAACAGCCAUGAAUGGGGAAAGAGGCAUAGAUUGACAGUGUUCACUCUAAACCUUUUGGUUCGUGACUAAAACAAACAAACAAAAUACAAGGUUUUUUUGAACAGGAGUGGGGGUGGGGGGAGAAUGGGAACUCUUCAAAGAAAAAGGAAGAAAAACAGGACUUUUAUGGAAAUACCAUAUUCUGAACUGGCAGCGAUUCAGGAGGGACUAAAAAAAGUGUCCAAAACGUUUCCUUAUUCAGCUCCAGUCUGGCAGCUAAAUCUUAGAAGCUCAAUUUUCAAGCUGUUUCUGACCCUUAAACCCUACUACAUGUCUAAAAGGAUCUCCAAUUCCACUGGUUCUCCUAGCUAGCAUGAAUGAGCCCAGUGGUAAAAGUAGCAGAAUAGCUUGCUUAUGCCCCUAAAGAGAAAACAUAAAAUAGCUUUUUAUCAAAAUCAUAUACAAAGUCCUGGGGAAACCAAAAGACCAAAUUAUGAGCAAAUUGCUACUAAAAUGAUAAAAAGAUAAAGGAAAAGGAAAAAGACAAAAAUGAGAAUGGCCAGAGAAAUAAUUCACUUCAGUUUCACAUUAGGCUAGGGAAUAAAAUUCGGCAAUAUUUCAAAACUGGCUCCUCUGAACCAAAUAUGUUCUCAUGACAUAAAAUGCUUGCUCCAGUGCCUCCCAGCACUGCCCUGUUCAUAUGAAAUGUCACCUUAUUCCCUGUCUCUCUAAAGACUGUGUUUCUCUUAUUGUUCUGUAAAUAUUUGCGGUGUUCCAAUAGCAGCUUGAAAAAACCCAUCCAGGUGGCUCAAGUACUCUGCACAGCUCAAGGUCACACUCAAGGUAACACUUCAUGUUAAAAAGACUGCUACAGGGGCAGCUAGAUGGCGGAGUGGAUAGAGCACCAGCCCUGGAGUCAGGAGUACCUGAGUUCAAAUCCGGCCUCAGACACUUAACACUUACUAGCUGUGUGACCCUGGGCAAGUCAC
Molecule: messenger RNA, 7730 nt
Organism: Dromiciops gliroides (monito del monte)
Lineage: Eukaryota; Metazoa; Chordata; Mammalia; Microbiotheria; Microbiotheriidae
Gene: ALG14
Product: ALG14 UDP-N-acetylglucosaminyltransferase subunit
Exons: 4
Coding region: 149-790 (213 amino acids)
Biological process (GO): dolichol-linked oligosaccharide biosynthetic process
Cellular component (GO): UDP-N-acetylglucosamine transferase complex
Source: RefSeq, a predicted model, not a curated record